Messenger RNA from Chironomus riparius, 1434 nucleotides. Lineage: Eukaryota; Metazoa; Arthropoda; Insecta; Diptera; Chironomidae. The record is from the annotation of a GenBank genome assembly.
AUGGUCAAGGAAGAGCAUAAAGAUUGGGAUGAAGUAAAAAAAGGCAUCAUUCUAACUUCGUACUACUAUGGUCAUCUUUUUACUCAAAUCGCUGGAGGCAUGAUGGUGUCAAAAAUUCCUGAUUUUAUUGUUUUUGGAUCUGGAGUCUUGCUGACGUCUAUUCUUACUUUAGUUUCUCCUGUAUCACUAAAAGCAAAUUUUGAAACGUUUGUUACAUUGCGCGUAAUAAUGGGAUUAAUUGAAGGAUAUACAAUGCCAAGCAUGUAUCAAAUUUGGUCAAAAUGGGCUCCACCAUUCGAAAGAACAAGAAUGUGUGGAUUGCAAUAUGCUGGACAUUAUAUAGGAAUUAUGAUGUCAAUGUGUACUUGUGGUAUUAUUGCUGAUUCAUUUGGAUGGCAAACUGUUUUUUAUAUUUAUGGAGGUAUUGCAUGUUUAUGGUCAGUCAUUUGGUUAGGACUUGUUCGUGGAAGUCCUGACAAUGAUUAUUUUAUAAGCGAUGAAGAGAAGGAAUACAUCGCAGCAAGUUUGACAGACAUUGAAGAACUGCCAAAACAGAAAAGUUUUCCAUUUAAAGCAAUUCUCACAUCUGGUCCAUUUUGGGCUAUUGUUGUAGCACAUUUUGCUGAAAAUUGGGGACUUUUUACAAUGCUGACACAAUUGCCAUCAUUUUUGAAAGAUUACAAUGACUAUUCUAUCUCUGAUACUGGUUUUGUGGCUUCAAUUCCAUAUCUUGUGUUUGGUGUUGCACUUCUACUAGCUGGCAUUCCAACAGAUUAUCUUCAAGAAAAAGAAACACUCACAACUACUCAAAUUCGAAGGUUUUUUAGCUGCUUUGCUUUUUUGGCACAAGGAAUUUUUAUUAUGACUGCUGCAUAUAUGCCUAAUUCAAUGGUCUUAAUAGCUUUUAUAUCUCUAGGAGCUGGAUUUGGAGCACUUUCGACUUGUGGAUACGCUUUAAACCACUUAGAUAUAGCUCCACAAUAUGCAUCUUUUAUUAAAGGAAUAAGCAAUGCAAUUGGAACAUUACCAGCAAUUUUUGCACCCAUGACUGCAAGCUUUCUAGUUAAAGAUAAAAAGAAUCUAAGUCAAUGGAAAAAUGUGUUCAUAAUAACAGCACAUAUUUAUUUUGCUGGAUGCAUUAUUUAUUGGUUUUUUGCAUCUGGAGAGAUUCAACCUUGGGCAAAAGAAGUAGUCCAAGAAAAUAUUGAAGUAUCAACUGUAAGCAAAUCUGGAAAAAAGUCAACAAAAGAAAAUGCGAAAAAGCCUAGAAAUAAAAAUGAAAAUGACGUGGAAAAGGUUGAACGACAAGCUCCUAAAAUUCGUAAGGCUGGCAAAAAGAAAUCAAAAUACAGACAAAUUACAACGAACGAGACGAAGCUAUCAAAAUUUUAUGAUAGAGUUACGACUUAUUUUUCUAAGAUUUUCAAAUUUUAA